AUGCCUGUUCGACGUGGACACGUUGCACCUCAGAAUACAUUUCUGGACACCAUCAUCCGAAAAUUCGAUGGUCAAAAUCGCAAAUUCAUCAUUGCCAAUGCUCGGGUGGAGAACUGCGCUAUCAUCUUCUGCAAUGACGCCUUCUGUGGCAUGUGCGGCUACAGCCGUGCCGAGGUGAUGCAGAAGCCCUGCACCUGCAGCUUCCUAUAUGGGCCUCACACAGGGCGGCCGGCCGUGGCGCAAAUGGCCAAAGCGCUGUUGGGCUCAGAGGAGAGAAAGGUGGAGAUCGCACUUUACAGGAAAGAUGGUGAAUGCUUUCCCUGCUUCGUGGAUGUGGUCCCGGUCAAGAAUGAAGAAGGCCUGGUGAUCAUGUUUAUCCUGAACUUUGAGCUUGCUGACCAGCCUGACCCCCCAGUGAAUUCUACCCCCAACACAGAGCUCAACCACAAGCAGCCAGUUCCAUGGCUCUCCAUUGGUCGGCGGGGCGGGUUCCGGCUGCGCUUGCCUCUGCUGCGCUCCAUGAGUGGCAGCAAGCACUCGCUGCAGAGCGACACGGAGUUCGGCCUGCCCACCAUGGGGCGUGAGUCGGUGGCCCUGGACAAGCUCAUGUCCCUCCAAGAGCACCAGGAGCUGGUGGCCCCUCCGCCACCUCUGCUCUUAUGGGAGGAGGCGUCCCAAAGCGCCUCCAGGGCUCCCCAGCAUCGGCCGCAACAUCAGCGGCACCAACCACAGCAGCAUCAGCGUCAGAAUCAGCAGCAGCAUCAGCAGCAGAAUCAGAAUCAGCAGCAGCAUCAGCAUCAGCAGCAGCAUCAGCAUCAACACCAUCAGCAGCAUCAGCAUCAUCAAAAGCAGCGGCAGCCCCACCCCCCAGGCCUGCGCGCCGGCCUCUCCCAGGGCCUCUCCCGAUCCUCCCCGCGGCUGGACACGCAGCGACCCUCGGUCCUGCCGUCCAGCUGCGAGAGUCUGUGCAGCCUGCAGCCCGUGCGCUCGCCCCGCCACUUCACCUGGGACGGCAGGCUGACCUCGCGGCCCGGCAACACAGGUGGUGUGACCAAUAAAGUGGGCAUGCAGAACUCCACCUCGGACUCCGACCUGAUCCGCCGCCGCUCCUUCAGCAGGAGCCUGAGCUUUGGCGACUCCAAGACGGACCCCUACCUCACCCACCCGCCCGGCGAGAUCGACAUCAUCGCCCCUUGCAAACUCAUAGACCGCACCCACAACGUCACCGACAAGGUCACCCAGGUCCUCUCCCUGGGUGCAGACGUGCUACCAGAAUACAAGCUGCAGGCCCCACGCAUCCACAAAUGGACCAUCCUGCACUACAGCCCCUUCAAGGCGGUGUGGGACUGGGUGAUCCUGCUGCUGGUCAUCUACACGGCCAUCUUCACGCCCUACUCGGCGGCCUUCCUGCUGAGCGACGAGGAGGAGGCCGCCAUGCAGCGCUGCGGCUACUCCUGCAGCCCGCUCAACGUGGUCGACCUCAUCGUGGACAUCCUCUUCAUCCUGGACAUCAUCAUCAACUUCCGCACCACGUACGUCAACAACAACGACGAGGUGGUGAGCCACCCGGUUCGCAUCGCCGUGCACUACUUCAAGGGCUGGUUUCUUAUCGACCUGGUGGCGGCCAUCCCCUUCGACCUGCUCAUCUACCGCUCAGGGGAAGAGACUACAACUCUUAUCGGGCUGCUGAAAACGGCCCGGUUGCUGCGGCUGGUGCGAGUGGCCCGUAAGCUUGACCGUUACUCCGAGUACGGCGCGGCCGUGCUCUUCCUGCUCAUGUGCACCUUCGCGCUGAUCGCCCACUGGCUGGCCUGCAUCUGGUACGCCAUCGGCAACGUGGAGCGGAACGGCGCCGCGCGCAUCGGCUGGUUGGACACGCUGGGCGACUCGCUGGGGAAGCCGUACAACCACAGCAUUCCGGGCUCGGGCCCGUCCAUCAAGGACAAGUACGUGACGGCGCUCUACUUCACCUUCAGCAGCUUGACCAGCGUGGGCUUCGGCAACGUCUCGCCCAACACCAACUCCGAGAAGAUCUUCUCCAUCUGCGUCAUGCUCAUUGGCUCGCUGAUGUACGCCAGCAUCUUCGGGAACGUGUCGGCCAUCAUCCAGCGGCUUUACUCCGGAACAGCGCGGUACCACGCCCAGAUGAUGAGGGUGCGAGAGUUCAUCCGCUUCCACCAGAUCCCCAACCCACUGCGCCAGAGGCUGGAGGAGUACUUCCAGCACGCCUGGUCCUACACCAACGGCAUAGACAUGAAUGCAGUGCUGAAGGGCUUCCCUGAAUGCCUGCAGGCCGACAUCUGCCUGCACUUGAACCGCACGCUGCUGCAGAACUGCAAGGCUUUCAAGGGCUCCACCAAGGGCUGCCUGCGCGCUCUGGCCAUGAGGUUCAAGACCACCCACGCUCCCCCGGGGGACACGCUGGUCCACGCCGGCGACGUCAUCUCCGCGCUCUACUUCAUCUCGCGCGGCUCCAUCGAAAUCCUCCGUGACGACGUGGUGGUGGCCAUUCUGGGGAAGAAUGACAUCUUUGGGGAGCCCAUCAACCUGUACACCAGACCGGGGAAGUCUACUGCAGACGUCCGAGCGCUGACCUACUGCGACCUGCACAAGAUCCAGAGGGAGGAUGUCCAGGAUGUUCUGGAUAUGUACCCAGAGUUCUCAGACUGUUUCUGGAGCAACCUGGAAAUCACUUUUAACUUGCGUGAUACCAACAUGGUUGUGAGUUCAGGAAGCAGUGAUGACUCAGACAGCAACAGCCCCACUCACAACUAUAGCAGGAAUAAGUAUUCCUAUUAUAGCAAGAAUGGCAAAGCAUCAGAUCCGAGCAGCACGGGGGCUUCUCCACAGUCUCAAAGAAACACUCACCAUGCGGCCCGUCACGACCCCCCGAGCCCCGGAGACGAGCCGCAGCCCCAGGUCAAAGGGCACGGUGGGCCCAGCUCUUUUGCUCACGGCUCCAGCAGCGACGAUGAGGACGAGGAGGAAGAGGAGUCCGUGUUGACGUUCCCCUCCCAGAGCCAGUCCACUCCACUGACCAUGAAUGACCCUGCGGAGCUGGAGAAGGAGAAGAGCAGCAACAGCUGCAACGCCCUGUCAGGUGCUUUCUCAGGGGUGUCCAACAUCUUCAGCUUCUGGGGGGAGAACCACAGCCCGCAGUACCAGGAGGUUCCCAGCCGCAGCCUGACCGCGCCGCCCGCCCCUCCGUCCAGCGCCCUCCUGCCCGGCUUCACGCGUCGCCAGUGCAGCGAGGUGGAGAACCGGCUGGAGCUGCUGCAGCGUCAGCUCAACAGGCUGGAAACUCGCAUGUCAACAGACAUUGGGGCCAUCAUGCAGCUGCUGCAGAGACAGAUGGCUGUAGUUCCCCCCUCAUACAGCUCAGUGUUAUCACCAUCUCAGACCCCGGGCACCCCGGCCACCCCUCCCACACUGGACCAGAGUGUGAUGCACUCUGUCCCUGUGCCGGACACAGAGACACAGGUUUUAGCACAGCAAGAUUUCCAUGGGAGGUCUUCUAAUCCUUCUGAUGUUGGUGCAAUAUUGCAACUACAGACGCCUGUACUUCCUCCUCAAGAUCUACCAAAGAAUCAGGCCCUGUACCACAGCAUCUUUGGAGUCCACCAAGAGAGUGAUAUUAACUUGAACCGUGUGGAUCCAACACCAGACAUCAAUUCAGAUAGUAUAUCAAUAAAUGUAUACAACCCUAUGGAGAGCCAAGCCCAAAACCUAGCUAAUGACUCGGAGCAUAUACCCAUGGACUGCUACGCUUUUGGCCCCCAGGCAGAAUUGGGGUCAGAGACAAGGUCAGCCUGCUCUAGCCAGUCCGGAUAUCUAAGGCGGCUCUCUUUGCCCGGUCAGCAGUCUGUCCUGGAUGACCCCAGUGGCCCUCAGAGGCACGCCUCGGACCCAGGGAGCUAGGGAUGGAUCGAGGAUGGAUCUGUCGGGCAUCUCACUAUUUUGGGCAUAUCUGUGGAAACUAAAGCCAUCAACGAGAGUGUUUACUGAUCACAAUGUGUGUUAGCCAUAUGUUGUUCUGAAUGCAGGACAGAGUCGCUGCUGACACUGAUGGCCCUGUGUGAGUGGAGCUAGUCUCGUGGUGUCAGAUGUACAGUAGGUGUUAGCAGGUCUAACACAAUCAAAGUGUUGUGUUUGUGAUGUAAUUUAAUCUCAUGAUAGCCGUGUUUUAAUUGUCAUUAUUUAGUCGGGUGUUUUGAUGCUGUAUGAAGAACAUAUCCCAUUCACAUUUUGUCCUGUGAAUGGAUCAAUGCAACAAGCUACAAGGCCAGCCUUGUGAACUCUUCCAUUGUCUCUGAAAACUAAUGUGAUAACUUUUAUUGGUAUGUCAUCCCGCACAGAAAGUUCUAUCAUUUCAAAGUAUCAGAGGGUACAUUCACACUGUAUUUUCCAUCAGUUUAAAAUGAGAAAUGUGAGUAAAGUGGAAAUUUCUUAACAUGUGUCUGAUUUAGACAACAACCUCUCUUAUGAUUCUCUUAUGAUUCAGUUGUUGACAAAAAAAACAUACUGAGAAAAUAAUGUAAAUAUGCGUAAAAGGCCACCAUUAGAGUGAUUGAAUUGUACAUUUGACCAAAGCUAAAUAUAUAGUAUAAUAUUAUAUGAAUAGCAUUGUUUAGAGGACACACUCUAACAUUGCAAACAUAAAAGUUUCUUGAGAAAAUAUACUGUUAUGAUAAAGUUGUACAUGUGUCAUAGAAUGUUAUGCAAUAUAUGGUAUAAGUAGAGUAUUUAUUGAUUAAAUAGAAUGUAGAUAACAAAUUUAAAUUGGUAACAAUAACUUAUUUGCAUCCUUGAAAUAAAUGAAAUUAUGAACAUGAUUUUCUUGUAAUGUGUAUGAUUUUAUGAAUUAUCCUAAUUCCAAAAUAGAUAUCCGUUACAGUUAGAUAUUGUGAUUUGGACAAGGAAUUUUCU
Molecule: messenger RNA, 4926 nt
Organism: Sardina pilchardus (European sardine)
Lineage: Eukaryota; Metazoa; Chordata; Actinopteri; Clupeiformes; Clupeidae
Product: potassium voltage-gated channel subfamily H member 2-like
Exons: 15
Coding region: 1-3918 (1305 amino acids)
Biological process (GO): regulation of heart rate by cardiac conduction; regulation of ventricular cardiac muscle cell membrane repolarization; membrane repolarization during action potential
Cellular component (GO): plasma membrane
Molecular function (GO): inward rectifier potassium channel activity
Source: RefSeq, a predicted model, not a curated record